CUAUCACUAGGCCUAAAAAAACUACCUACGAAAAUACCCAUACAACCUCUACGAAAGCCUUACCAAAUGUGAGUGUGUGAGCUCCGAAAUGUUUGAGAAAAAGAACCUCGGACUCACCCCUCGACCUCGUCCCUCUCUCCUCCUCAGGGACAUCCGGCAUGAGCAAGAGUUGGAGCUCCAGCAGGUGGCGUGGCGGUUCAUGAAAAGGCGAGAGAAGGAGCAAAGGGCCAAGGAAGAGCGGGAGAGGCGGAGGGCGGAGCGGUCAAGGGCAAGGGCGGAGAAGAAGACGCUGAAGGCUCUCAUGAAGUCUGGCGCCGUCUCGAAGGGCAGCACGGCACAGAUGGCUGAAGAGGGAGAGGCGGGUGACGUAUUCCUGGGUCCUCACGGCGACCUAGGGUGAGUUGACUCCUGCAGACGGGCAUCCUUUUCCUCCUCUUCUUCUUCCUCCUCCUCCUACUCCUGUCGAUGGCUUGUGAAAUUAAGUUGUGCUCGUCAUUUUUUUAAAGUUUUUUUUUUUAGUUUCCGUGUUGUUUCUCUCUCUGUAUCUGUCUGUUUCUGCUUCUGUACUCAUGUUUUUUUUCAGUCAGUUAGUCAGUCA
Molecule: messenger RNA, 598 nt
Organism: Eriocheir sinensis (Chinese mitten crab)
Lineage: Eukaryota; Metazoa; Arthropoda; Malacostraca; Decapoda; Varunidae
Exons: 2
Coding region: 89-400 (103 amino acids)
Source: RefSeq, a predicted model, not a curated record